This is a messenger RNA of Helicoverpa zea (corn earworm), 2095 nucleotides long. RefSeq names its product transcription factor Dp-1 (gene Dp). Gene Ontology annotation, molecular function: RNA polymerase II transcription regulatory region sequence-specific DNA binding; DNA-binding transcription factor activity, RNA polymerase II-specific. Bases 371 to 1714 code for a protein of 447 amino acids. The transcript is spliced from 11 exons. Lineage: Eukaryota; Metazoa; Arthropoda; Insecta; Lepidoptera; Noctuidae. Gene Ontology annotation, biological process: regulation of transcription by RNA polymerase II; regulation of cell cycle. Gene Ontology annotation, cellular component: transcription regulator complex; nucleus. The record is from RefSeq and is a predicted model, not a curated record.
ACGUGAACACACAACAGCAGUGUCCAAUCAGCUGGUAAAUCAUAAAACCGCCCGCCCGCCUCUUUCUAUUUACUCUUCCGUUGAUUUAAAUUGGACUUUUAUGUGCGUUGUUUAUACGUUCGUGAAUACAUUUUACAAACGUGAGAUAGUUGAGCUUAAUGCCAUUAAUAACAAAGUGAUACUUCGAUAAAAAGUAUAAUAUGAUUUGAUUUUCCGACCUUCGAAGUUAACCCAAAAGUAAUGUCGCCAUUUUGACCAUACAAAUCGAGUUUAGUAGGUAUUAUUAUUUUGUUUGGUCAUCAACAAAUGUUUAAAUGCUACAUUAGUGAAUUUCGUAAAUGGAUGUUUAUUUGCGAGGAAUACGGAGAAAAUGUCUCAGACGAAUAGUACUGUAAAUUUUCUUAUACAUGACGCUAAUGGGCAUCCUCAAAUGGUAAAAGUUGUUCAGAAUACAAAUAAUCAGUCAGUUGCUCAAAUCAAAAUUAAGCCCAAUCCUGUGAAAAUCAUAAAACUGCCAGCAACAGCUGAAGGAAAUUUAAAGACAUCAGUAUACAGAGCAGUGAAACUGACUGGCAUUAAAUGUGCAUCAAAGUUCCUGCAUGUGGAUAAUAUAGCAAAUUUGCAAAAAAUUAAAGUUGAGCCAAAGGAAGUUGAAGAAAUUCAGAUAAAACAGGAACCACUUACGGAACUGAAAUAUCUUCAUACUGUGCCGGAACGCAGCUCAACACCAUCAAAAUCUGAGGGCCAGGUAACAAGCACUAGCACUGCUAACAGCUUGUCUCCUACUAUGUCUCAUGCCUCGAGAAGGAGACACGAUUCUGACAAUGAUCCCCCGGCAGAAUAUACCACUAAGCGACGUAAACAUGCAGACAAGGUUGGCAAAGGUUUGAGGCAUUUCUCAAUGAAAGUUUGUGAAAAGGUCCGAAACAAAGGCUUCACCUCAUACAACGAAGUUGCUGAUGAAUUAGUUCUAGAAUUUGCAGCAGGCAUGCACGGUUCAGCAGAUAGCCAACAAUAUGAUCAGAAGAAUAUCCGCAGAAGAGUAUAUGAUGCAUUAAAUGUAUUAAUGGCAAUGAACAUAAUAUCUAAAGAAAAGAAGGAAAUACGAUGGCUUGGACUCCCAACAAAUAGUGUGCAAGAAUGUACUGCAUUAGAAAAGGAAAAGCAAGCUAAGUUAGAGCAGAUUCAAAAGAAAACACAACAGUUACAGGAGCUCAUAUUACAGCACAUUUCAUUUAAGAGUUUAAUAGAAAGAAAUAAAGAAGCAGAGAGCAAAGGAGUCAAACCAUCUCCAUCUUCAGCUAUCCAUUUGCCAUUCAUUGUUGUGAAUACUAGUGAUAAAGCUUUAAUUGACUGCAGUAUUUCUAAUGAUAAGACAGAAUAUAUGUUCAAUUUCAACAAAAGGUUCCAAAUACACGAUGAUAUCGACAUUCUAAAAAGAAUGGGACUUCUGUUUGGGUUAGAUAAGGGAGAAUGUUCAGAAGAAGAUAUUGAGAGAGCAAAAAGUAUGGUCCCCAAAUCCUUAAAGACAUAUGUAGAACAAAUGGGCAGAGGAGUGAUAACAAAACUUUCAACAAUGCUCGAAGAAGAGGAGCUGGAAGAUGAGGCGGGUGAUGAGGAGGACGCGAUAGAAGCGGAGGCAGAAGCCGAGGAGGAGCACGAGGAACCCGACGCCAACGACUACAGCGACGACAGCAGCGACGUCGACGUGUAGUCCGCACCGCCCCGCGAACAUCACUACGUUCAUAUAAACUAGGUGUUACUGUUGCAUGUCGGCUAACUUUAUGUAAUACGCCACAUAAGUUCAAACAUUAUAUUAGCUUAAAACAUAUUUUGACACAAUGUAAUAAUUUAAUAUUAUAAAACAAUUCCAAUUAUACAAAUAUGAUUUUAAUGUUUGUAAUAUAAUACAAUUAUUAAACAUUUUGAUCGUCAUUAAUCAUAAACAUCUUUUUCUUGCAUAUUAGGUUACAAUCAGCUCUCAUCUCCAAUUUAAGGUUCGAUAAUUAGUGACCAUAUAAAAACUGGCGCAUGUAAAAAUGCUUAACUUAUUUUUCUUAAUGUGUGGAUGUAAUAAAAUAAAUUUAGCUUGAAA